AUCGAACAUACAUGUGUUUGUUUCAACAAUUUCAAACGUUCAAAAAGUUUAUAUGCAAAGGCACGUCUGUACCACGAGAAAACACCCCCUACUCCCUCCCCCCCACGUAAUGAGGAUGGCACCAGUGGGGAUAUCAAAAAGAACUUGCAGCCUGCCUUUGAGACAUAGGCCAAUGAGCGGGGACACACAUCGUUUCCCUUUGCUGAAGUGAAGAAAGAUGCCGCUGUCUCAGCUGUCGCUGUCGCUCGCGAUCCUGGCCUCCACGGCCGGGACCUACGCCAGCCUGCGCAACCCCAACCCGGAACCGUCCUCCCCGAGGCCGGGCCGCUCGUCCAGGCCGCCGAAGCACGCGGACUCGAUCCGCUGGAUGAACCUCACCCACCGGCACGCACCCAAGUUCAUUCUCCUCCCGCUCGCCUUCAUGUCCCUCCACCUCGCCGCCCUCGCCCUCUACUAUCCGGACAUCCCGCCGGCCAUCCUCCGCCACGGCGCCGAGAACGGUCUCAGCGCCGCCCUGACGACCUGGUCGCCCUCGACCGUCCUGCCGCUCGCCCUCAUCUUCGGCGUCGGCAUCCCGCUCCGCCUCGGGCCCUACCGCUCGCUCGGCAAGAACUUCACCUUCCAGCUCUCGCGCCCCGACAAGCUCAAGACCACGGGCAUCUACGCCCACGUCCAGCACCCGAGCUACACGGGCGUCGUCGUCCUCAUGCUGUCCAACGUCGCCCUGCUGGCCCGGCCCGACGGCGUCCUGGGCUGCUGGAUCCCGCCCCCCGUUCACCGCGGCCUGCGCGCCAUCGAGUGGAUCCUCGGCCCCGCCGCCUGCUCCGUCUUCCUGUUGGGCGUGUGGACGAGGGUGCGGGAGGAGGAGCGCAUGCUCAAGGCCGAGUUCGGGGACAAGUGGGAGCGGUGGCACGCCUCGACGGCGCGCUUCAUUCCCUACGUUUUAUGAGCACGUGGUUUCGUGCGGCCGGUGCUCUAGAGCCCCACAAGAGUUUCCAGGCUGCUGAGGAGGUGAACCUGGUGCAUCGGUAGUGGGCUUCGACCCAUGGUGGCAGACUAGACUUGAAAACGCAGCUUAUUUUGCUUCACGCUCAUAGACAAUGAUGGCCACUUUAUUUAUUCAUUUUGUCCCUUUUUUUUUUUCUUGCAGUUCAGAAGGAACGAUUCUGUAACCAUUUCUUCUGGUUAUUCAAACUCUACCGGCAGUCUCUGUGAUCAUCAUGUCUUCCUCUCUUUCUCUAUUACUGCGCUGAUCGGGUCUACGCGGGAUAUCUGACUCAAGGCUGCAUCUGGGAUCCAGCCAACCACUCUAUAAGUUCCACCCCAAAAUGGAGCCUAUCCGGCCAAUCCGCGGUAUCUGCAACACAUGAUUCUCCACUGCAGGGCUCUGCCCUCACUGCUCAUCUUGGUU
Molecule: messenger RNA, 1411 nt
Organism: Colletotrichum navitas
Lineage: Eukaryota; Fungi; Ascomycota; Sordariomycetes; Glomerellales; Glomerellaceae
Product: isoprenylcysteine carboxyl methyltransferase
Exons: 2
Coding region: 218-949 (243 amino acids)
Biological process (GO): C-terminal protein methylation
Cellular component (GO): membrane; endoplasmic reticulum
Molecular function (GO): protein C-terminal S-isoprenylcysteine carboxyl O-methyltransferase activity
Source: RefSeq, a predicted model, not a curated record